Messenger RNA from Epinephelus moara (kelp grouper), 9032 nucleotides. RefSeq names its product podocalyxin-like (gene podxl). The record is from RefSeq and is a predicted model, not a curated record. Gene Ontology annotation, biological process: cell migration; positive regulation of cell-cell adhesion mediated by integrin; regulation of microvillus assembly. Bases 469 to 1959 code for a protein of 496 amino acids. Lineage: Eukaryota; Metazoa; Chordata; Actinopteri; Perciformes; Serranidae. Gene Ontology annotation, cellular component: microvillus membrane; apical plasma membrane. The transcript has 8 exons.
AUACAGCAUCAAGCCACCCACUGUGGGAGACACACACACACACACACACACACACAAACACGCACACACACGCGCGUGCGCGCGCACACACAGAGAGAGAGAGAGAGAGAGAGAGAGAGAGAGAGAGAGAGAGUGCGAGUGAGGGAGAGAGAGAGACCCUAAGCUACAGAUCCACAGCCAAGGAAACGGCAGAUCCCCCAAAUCUCCAACUCUGCGCACAGAGAAGAGAAAGAAGCAGCAGAGACUAACAAAAGCAUUCUUGGCUUUGAGUUUAAGAGAAGAAGGAAAAAAGUGAACAAUACGUUGGGCGAGAUCAUUUACUUGAGAUACAAAGUGAAGAAGAAAAGUGUGACAGGACAGCGUCAGUCAGCGGGUUUAUCAUCCCUCUCCAAAUACUGAGGAACGGAUUGUCGUGCUGCGCUGCAUGAAGGACAAUUCCGUCUUGGGGAAGAAGCGUGCAGAAACAGAAUGAGAGCCAUCAUGAGGAUCACGUGUCUGCUGCUUUUACUCAGCUUCCUGUUCCACAGGGUCUGUUCAAAUGUUGACGGGCCAGCAGCCACCUCUGUGACCAAAAAUGCUGCUUCUGUCACGCCCAGGGCAUCGGCUAUGCCGACUGAUGGUAGUGCAUCUGGGACUGAGCCAGCUAUUGACAGUAAGGCAGGUGUAACUGUUGGUGUCACAACUGGAGCACAUCCAACUGAUGAUGCCGGGAAGAAGAAUGAACCUACGCAAGCAUCAACACCAGCAAAGCCAACUGCUGCAGUCACAAUGCCUCCUGUCCCAACGGCUGCAACAUCCAAGCCUACAGACAAGCAAAACCCCACCCAACCACAAGCACCCACUGUCACUAACACACCUGCAGCACCUUCAACUGUCAUCUCUGAUGUACACACUACUGUGAAGAAUGUUGCCACACCUUCUGCUGCUACGCCCAGCCAACCAAAGACCCCGACACCAGCUGCAACAGCAGACAGCAGCAGCGGCUCAGCGGCACCCCUCUAUGCUGCCACGCUGCAGACCUCUGCAGCCCCAGUACCCAGUAAAACUUCUAGGACUGAAGCGGCUGUUGGAAAUCCUGCCAAUGCAGGGACAACCAAGAUCACAAAGGUCUCAACAGACACCCCUGCACCAGACCAACAGUCCAUGACUCACACCCCCAUCACCACCAAGCCGGGCCAGGACAGCAAAGGAAGUACAGAGGAAGCAACUGUUACGAUUACAAGCCACAAGCACAUGGCAUCAAAGGCCCCAGAGCCAACUGGGAACAAGGGGACCACCAGCAGCCCCUCCACCCCGACUAAAGCAAGACCUCCUGCAUCAGAAACCUCUGGUACCAAAACUGGACCAUAUCCCACGUCCCCACAAAGCACCACCUCCACCACAACCACCACUACCACCACAGCAGCUCAGCCAAAGAUGUUUUUGUAUUCUCUAAAUAACGGACAGGAGAUGUUAUUCUACCUUCAGAAAGAGGACGAGAAAGAUCUGGUGGAGGUGUGCAGGAGGCUGAUGGUGACAUUGCAAGAUGGGAACUGCACCCUCAUGUGGCGGCACCACAACGGCAAAAUACAAUUUGACCGUGUGGAGCUAAAUGGCAAAGUGAAAACCAGCCUUGCAACCCAAUAUUAUGAGGAAAUCACCAAGAAACCAACAGAUAACAAAACCCUGAUAGCCAUCCUGGCCUCCUGUGGAGCUCUGCUCAUCAUGAUCGUCAUCCUGGCUGUGUGUGCCUCCCACCACCGCAGGCCAUACAACGAGAACCAGCAGCACCUGACAGAGGAGCUGCAUACGGUGGAGAAUGGUUACCACGACAACCCAACGCUGGAGGUGAUGGAGGUGCAGCCGGAGAUGCAGGAGAAAAAGAUGGUGCUCAAUGGAGAGUUCAAUGACAGCUGGAUUGUCCCCAUCGACAACCUGCUCAAGGAGGACAUACCUGACGAGGAGGACACUCACCUGUAGAGACGGCCGGGGACAGAGAAGAACAAGUAGGAGACAGCGACAGGACCUGUAUAGUUCCAGCCACACCAAAACAAACAAAACAAUCCACACAUUUUGCUCCAUGCCAGUCCCCAGCUCUCACUCCUGACCCUGGACCUGUUGUCCCUGAAAUUUUUUUUCACAAACAGAUACAUCCAAUAGAUUGGCCAAGCCCACACAUUCAUGCUGUCUGUCUGAUAUAUUUCUAUUGUAGUUUGGUAUGACAAAGAAAUGAGGGUAAAAAGUCAAACACUUUUAGAAGUACCAAUAGAAUUGUACACAGUGGCCUUGGAAACUUCAACAUAUGUCCACUAAAUCAAUCACGGUUGUGCCUAUAUUGUAGUUUUUAUAUGUAAAAAGUGACUCUCUACAGAGCACAAUUCAAAGUAAGUCAGUCUGGAAACUCAAAGUGCUCCAAACCCCAAGAGGAUUGUGCCUUUUUAGAAUGUACACAAGGAUGUGUCAAUAGAGUAUUAUGAUGUUAUUUUGUGAGAAUGAGGAAGAGUCACGUGAUGUUGCAAACUGAUUCAUUUGCUCUGGAGGCCUCAUAGAGGUAAUGGCAACAUCAGCUGCCUCUGGAGGUCCACAGUUACUAACUUAGAUAGAAAUGACCUCAAGAUACUGAAAAGCAUCCUGGAGAUUUUCCACGAGUGGGUGUUAGCUCUGAGGGAGCUGCUAAUGGCUGUAAAGGCAACACUGAUGCAGUAAUCAGAAGAGGCACAUGGGUGUAUAGAAAUAAGACAAAUGAAGGAUUUUAAUCCAUAAUGCCACAGAUUGACUCGAGGGUGUACGGAGUGCUUGAGGGGACAUGUCACAGGUAUAUUUUGUUUUGUGUUUUCUCUUCGUUUCUUGAUACAUGACCCUGGCUUAAAGUUUUCAUGUGAUUACAAUCAAGAGAAAAGGCUCCAGCUUUCAUCUGAUUUUUUUUUUUUAAUUAUUUGUCCCCUCUGGCUUUCCAUAAAUGGAGGAUAUUGCUCAGUUUUCUUAAAAGAAAAAUCAGCUGAUCAUGUUUGUAGUGAGCGUUACCAUCUUUAAUUCAAAACUAAAGUCACAUUAUUACUGAUUUUAACUGAUAUGUUUGGUUUAUUAUUUUAUUAUAUAUUUCAAUCAGUUUUGCUGCAAUAGUCUUACUUGGUCUGGUCAGACCAGUAGCAUAGGGUGGCUGACUAACAUUUAAUGGCUUAAGAACAGAAAUAAAACAGGGAGUAAGCACAUUGUGCCUCACCAGCAGAUACACUGGGUGUUUCUCAAAGUCAAGGAGGGAUCCUCAAACGGCAGAAUUUCAAGGAUGCUACGUCAUUGACCCCUGCCAAAGGGCUGUUUCAAUAGGCUCUUUCGAGAUGAGCCAGUCCUGCGCAGAUUCGAUCACGGGCGAUCGGCGCACAAUGCGUGCCAGUUAGUUUUGCUGUUGAUUUGCUCUGAUGUAUUACAGAAGUGGACAGCGAUAAUCUCGCCGCAGCGAGGGGGCCGCAGUUUUUAGAGCCAGGCACUGCAGUUGCUCUCCACCGACUGCAAGACCCAGGGCAUGACGGAAAUGCCUGGCUCUCACCUGAUCUAACAGCCGAUUGGUUUAGACGAUGACUCAACAAGAUGACAUUUCAGAUAAACUUUUAAUUUGUCUUGAAUUUCAGAGAUUUAAAUUUCAUUUGUCUGAUUUGAAGGUUUAUUCUGUUAACAGAAAACAUGUGUCACUGAUGGUGAAGUUUAUUCAUCAGAGACUAAAUGCAAUUAUCAUAAACUAUACAGUCUACUGUAUGUUAACAUGGACUGUUUUCAUUAUUGAAGUAGCCUGUUUGACAUCACAGAGACUCUCACAGGCAUAUCUUUCCAAAAAUUCACACAUAUAAUGAAAAGCCCACCCUGAAAACAUGUACAGAGGAAUUUUCAAUCAGCGUCAUAGUGCCACCUACUGGCAACAGAAACUUACUUUUUUCUAUGAUGGUCCCUCUUUUACCAGGUUAAUCAGACACACCUCAAAUUUGCUGAAAUUAAGUCCUUAGACUCUGAUGAUACUUAAAAAUGAAGCUCUUGAGUUUUCAUCAAACGCUGUCACCGUGGCGCCGCCUUAUUAGCAGUUAAACACGAUAUUGUUUUUAAGAAGCAAUGGAUGCUUGAAAACUCAUCAAACAUGGCACACACAUAAGAGGUUCCAAAUUCUGCUGUCUGAUGUGAAUUUUGUGCUUUGAUGUGCCAAGAUGGCCCAACAGCGCCCCCUAGAAAAUUUUAAUGAAGCAGCCCUUGAAGCUGGUUUGACCUGCAUGUAUUUAACUUGGUAGGCACCUGUAACACUCUAAGACGUACAGAAAAGCCUCUUGGAGUCAUGCUCCAAACCCACCAGGAAGUCUGCCAUUUUGAAUAUACAUGAAUUAAGGAACUUGUCCUAGAGAUUUUAUCUGAUCGACUUCAAACAUUGGUCUGUCCCACUGAAAGACCUUGAAGAAGAAAAGUUAUAACAGGCUUGAGUUUUCGAUAUACGGCGUGACCGUGGCAAGGCGUUAAACUUCCAUGUGUCGCCAUAAACAGGAAGUGGUUUGUAAUUCCAGCAUAUAUGGUCCAAUCUUCCCCAAUCUUCACAGGUUUGAUGACAGUCCCGCCCGGAACAGAUCUAUCUCUCAAUAUUCAGUGAAGAGUACAGCGCCACCUAGCAGCAACAGGAAGUACGUCUUAUCAGACACUUUUUUGAUUUACCUGACAUUUACAUGCUGUGGUGUAUAUUUCAUGUAUAGGAACAUGACAUAUUGUUAGUGCCUUCUCCAGCUCCCUCCAGUGGGAAGAGGAAGUGGUACAAAAUGUGAAAUAGUCAAUUCCGGACUGAAUGAAGUAUAUGCUGUCUCGCUCCUGCAUGUGUGUUGUCUGACUUUGACAGAAAUGAGCACCCAGCACCCCCGAGUUGCGCAGAGGUGUGAGGGCCCGUUCAUCGCUGCUUGCAGCUUUAAUUAUUAUUAUUAUUGUUAUUGUUCAGAAAUGUUUUUGCACAUUCCUGUGAGAUGGUACAUCUUAGAAACAUGAAAAUGAUUGGAAGUUGUGUGCAAAUGCUGCUCAAGAUAUAAAUUUGCCAAUAGGCCAGAUGGGGGCGCUAUAAUUAAGGUCAAAGAAAAUUUGGAUUUGAAAGGCCACCACCCUUGCACCAUAUGUCAGAUUGACAUAAAACUCGAGAUACUUGGUCAGGUGAAGGGGUUCUACAAAAGCCUACAUAAUCCUACAGAUCCGCCUACUAGAAUGUCCGCUAUAUUGAAUUUUCUGAAAAACACCAUUUUUACAUCUCCUCCUAAGACGUAGGUCUGAUUUCCACCAAACGUUCUGUGAAUCAUCAUGGGAUGCAGCUUUGUAAAAGUUAUCAAAGACUUUUUGAUAUGUCAUUGCGUUUUGGUGAUACUGACCAAUGAAUUGGAUUGAAAUGGACUUUAGUCCUUAACCAUCGAGCCAAUUGACACAAAACUUGUAGAAAAUGUCGACAAAAGUAUCUGAAUCAUAUUGUGAAAGUUUGAUUCAAAUCAACCAAUAGGGGGCGCUACAUAAUCAGCCAGAGGUAUUUGUACAAAACUUAGUCUGCAUCAUCUAGGGUCAUGUCUCAGCUGAUGCACAAAAUUUAAAAAUUAUUGCUUAAAGGGGGCGUGGCUUAUUACAUUAAAACUAAAUUUCAAUACAUUUUAAAGUCCAUACUUCAAAAAAUCAUAAUAAAUCACCAGUGUGUCCUACACAGCUGUAAUUCAUCCACUGAAUGGUGACAAAACUUUGUCGCACUGUAACCUAUAGUCAAUUCAGAAGUCCGUCACUCUAUAUUUUUAAGAAUAUGCAAAAUCAAUUAACAUCUAUAACUCCAAAAGUCUUCAUCCAAAUGCACCCACCAUUGCCACAAACAUUCUUUGGAUACUACUGUAGAUGUCACGUUUCAAAUGGUGUUCAGAUCGGUUAAAGUGUAAGCUCACAGUGCUAGUCAUUAUCUUGUAAUUUGUACUGUAUGCACAUUGUCUAUUUCAUAUAAUUUUGAAACCAAAUGUCACCAAAAUAUUUGACAAUAUAGGCCUACCUGAAAUCAGCAGAAUGAUGUGCGAUUAUUUUCAGAAUUUUGUCACAAACGCUUUUACUGUUAAUGAUAUCUGAUUGUUUUAUGAGGAUAUUCACCAAUGAGCUUUAAAGGGGGCGUGGCUCAGCAAAUGACUCCACAACGUUUGCAUAAAUCAUCACAAACAUUGCAAGCAAUGUCUGAAGAGGUACAAGGCACAUAUCUUCAAAGUUUCAUUCAAAUUGACCACUAGGGGACACCACAAAUACAAAAAAUGGGCAUGCAGUAACACAAAUCAGACUAAAAUCAGAAAUUGAUUGUCCAGUCUUUACAAAACUUGCAGGCUAUGUUAAAUAAUAAUUAUUAAACAUGUAUUAUUCUAAAUUGGUCAAUAGGGGGUGCCACAAGGUCCAAAUAAGUGCAAAGGCCUUUCACAAAAUUCAGCCAUAAAUCAAUGAGGGUUUUUUCAAACAUCACCAAACUUGGUGGAUUUUUUUAAUUAAACCAUUAAGCAUGUCCCCCAGAAUGUUCCUGCAGUUGACCAAUAAGAAGCGACAGUGCUUCCAAAGAAGAGCGUGGCCCAAUAAAGAUUUGGACAUAAAUGGAUGAGCAUCUGUCUGAUUGUCAUAAAACCUGUUGGUAAUCUUUUAUGCGGGUGUCCUGAACUGUCAAAGGUCUUUAUUCUUCUUAGCUCUAAAGAUUUAAAUUUCCAUAUUACUGUCGCUGAGUUUGUGGUGAUACACACAUAAUAUCUACAACACCUUGGAAUCACAGUGUGAUUCUGUGUGUGAGUCUGUGAACAUACUGUACAUGCUGUGGUGAUUGAGGACUUUUUCCAGCUGUUCUCUUUACUGCACAAUGAAGGGAUCAGGGUGUGAAUGUGUGUGAGAGUGUGUGUGGCGGGGCUUUACCUGGCCUCACCUGUGAACAGCACCCUUUGCAUAUUCAGUGAAAAGAAAGAUUACACCCUUUGCAUAUUCAGUGAAAAGAAAGAUUACAUUUGUUCAAAUUAUACAACAUUAGAGAGUAUCAAAAUUACCACAGUACCCUGAAACCCCUUCAGUCUGCUGAGGGUUAAUGACGCACACCUGGGGGACACUUGAUAGCCUGUUCCAAUGUGCGUCCAUCACAUGCUAGGAAGGACUCUUGCCUUGCCUCUGUAGAAUCCUCUCUUGGAAAGACCCAUCCUACUAAGGAAGGAUCCUUGAUUUUGAGAAACACCCAAUAUUUAUGUUUUAUCUUGUCUGUGGUCACAUUUAACUCACUUGAAUUCAGAUUGCGGAAUGAAAAAUGUCUUUAAAGCAACUAACUUAAGAGGAUCUUGGGAAAUGUAUUUGGUCAUCAUUCUGUACUUAACCACUUGUGACCACAGAGGGCGCUGUUCAAGAAAAGUAAUGUAGGGGAGAGCGGGGUCAGUUGAGGCAGUGCCUUUUUAGCGAGUUAGAGAGCAAUUAUGCCAUUCACCAUGCUCAUACUGAGCCACGCCAUCACCAUCUGACUAUUUCUCAUAUUUUAAUCACAGUUUUAAAAUCUGAAGCAUGCAUGUAAAGUUUUGGUUCUUUGGUUAUUUUCCUUCUACCGUAAUGUUUUUAGUUAUGACACAUACACAAUAGGCCUACAUUUUAACCCCUGAGCAUACUUUUAAUGUUGUUUUUAUUGGCUUUUUUUUUUUUUUCAAAAUGAAACCAAUUUAAUAGCCUACAUAAACGUAUAGGCCACAUGUACCUAUGGUAACCACAUUGAGCUGAUAGGUGUCACUGAAAUAGAAACUAGGGAGACCGCCUAAUUCCAUAUCUCAGUAAUUUAUGUAAAUAUAAUAAUUUCACUUUUUUUUUUUUUAAUGUAUGAACAAAUGACAUUGUAAAUACAAGGUGAUCAAAUGUAAACUGUUUGUUUUUUCUUUCAAUUUAAAUCAUAUUUUUCUUUAGCCCUGAAAAAGGUGUGCCAAUCGAUCCUAACCACUGUCCAAACCGUCCCGGAGAGGAGAAAUUUGAGGAGAAAAAAAUGUGCUUUUCACACUUAAACUUUAUAAAUUAUUAGCAGACACCUGUAUCUGUUCAGGGAGCAAAUUAUUUUCAUUACCAUUUGUCUGUGAGUAAUUGGAGGUUAUUUUGUGUCAAAACAAAAGUGUCCCAAUGGACCCCAUUCUCCCCUACUUUAUGUGUUCUAAAGUGAAAGAAAAUUAUCUCUGGUUGCAGAUGGAGUAAAAUGGCCCUGAGUUAUUGAAACUAUGGUGGUUGUUUACAACAGACAGUUUGGUUUGUAAUGUCUCUUUUCGCCUUUGUUUUUCUUCUCUAAGUAAGUUUGGCCUUCUCUCAGAUGAGCUGAUGCUUAACACCCUGUUGGACUCUACAAAGUCAUUAUUCUUGACAGGAGUGAUGGCAAAACUACCAGGUUGUAAUAAUAUGGAAAUAUCCUUCAACUACAUUGAAAUUACAGUAUUUUCUACAGCCAAUGCCCAUAAACAUUUCAAUAAUGCGUAUACUGUUUAGACAGCAGAGAAAUAUCACAAAAAGAUCAAUUCUGCUAUAAGAGGAACUCUGGACUGAUGCGGAUUUUAUUUUUUAAACCACCUCUGACACAGACACUGUAAAUUUUUUUUUUUUUUUUCACUGAUGCUCGAGGGUGGGGUCGUGUGUCAUUUUUUCAGAUAUCUGACUUGAUAUUAAAACCCUUACAGCAGAGCCUGGGCACCUCUAUGUCUGAAAUUAUUUUUGUCAUUUUCGAUUUUUUAAAUAAUUUUCUCUUUUAAACACAUUAAAUUAAUAUAUCUGUACUUAUAUACAAGUGAAUCAUCACCUUAGGCACUCCAAUCCAUCUUUUGUUUGCUUUUGUAUUAUUUGUGUGUGUCUACAGUUUCGCUUUUAUUAUAGCUGUGAUAUUUUCACCAAAGUACAUUGCCAGUAUUUUAUAUAUUUAUGGUUUGUUUGCUGCUUAAGGCAAACAACAGGGGUCUGACACACUGGAAGCUGUAAAUUGCUGAUGGCCUCGGAGGUCAUGUUGUUCUACCUGUUCAGAUUUGCAAAUAAAGGCAGUCUUUUUUUCCACU